AUGUCGACGAUUUGUCGACUGUAUGUCGAUAACUUGUCGAUGUUGGUAGUUUGUCAAUGCUCUUAUGAUGGCUCCCAGACUCAUUAUUCCAGCACCCAGCAUUUCACUGGCCGCGUCACAUAUAGGGGCACUGGAAUUUUUGCCAAAAUUAAAGCUCGGUUUGAGGAGUUCAACCUUAACAACACGGCGAAGGAAAGCCGUUUCGGGAGCUUCUGGAAUGCCGUACCACUGACAUUCUCCUCGGUGUUAUUUCACCAGCUGAUGCUCCACAAAAUGAAAGUGGAUGCUCAGGAGGAGUUGAGGAUGAGGUUUUAUGUUGGUCGGAAGGAGGUCCGAUUCGGGGUGCUGGAGUUUGCACUCAUUACGGGUUUGGACUUCUCCUCGGGGCCAACAGAAGAGGAGAAGGCUGCGCAGGUCGCGCGCUCGGGGUCAGACCGACUGAUCAACAAAUAUUUCAACCGGUCUGAUAGUGUGAAGACAGAAGCACUCCAACUUCAGUUCACAAACUGCCAGAACCCGGAAGACUUGUACAAGCUCGGCUUGUGCUUGUUUGUGGAGUCAGUGCUUCUGGGCCGCGAGGCCAACGCGCUGAUCACGCCUCACAUCAUUAGAUAUGUGGAAGACCUCGAGUUCUUCUUCCGGAUUCCUUGGGGGAAGCACUCAUUCGCCAGACUCAUGCACUCGCUUCAGAAAGACAUGUUGAAACAGAAGGCCAACUACGAGAAGAAGCUGAGUUCGGAUGUUCAGCACGAGUGCAAAUACACAGCAUAUGGCUUCGCACCUGCAGUCCAAUAUUGGGCGUACGAGGCCAUUUUGGAGGUUGGCAAGAGGUAUGGCACGAACCACGGGAUUCGGUUCCCCAGGAUGCUUAGCCGGACGAGCAAAGGCGAUAUUGGGAAGAAAGACGUCAGCGCAUUAUUUUCUAGACGGAAUCUGGAAGUGGUGAAGGGGCUCCUUCCACGGACAGAGGAGGAGGCAUUUGUGAGGACAAUUUCUUACGAUGGUGUGGAGAACCUGGUUGAUGAUGCUGUGGAUGACACAGAGGCUGAGGCAGGUAGUCAGGUACCAGAAACUCAGGUCCCAGACACUCAGGAAAGAGACACUCAGGUACCAAUUUUUGGAACUUUUUUUUAUGUCUUCAUUUUUUAUUAUUUUUGUUUUGUGAUAUUUGUUACAUUGUGGAAUUAUCGUAUGCUUACCGUAUUUUUUUGAUAUAUAU
This is a messenger RNA of Cannabis sativa, 1219 nucleotides long. RefSeq lists its product as uncharacterized. The transcript is spliced from 3 exons. NCBI's taxonomy places the organism in Eukaryota, Viridiplantae, Streptophyta, Magnoliopsida, Rosales, Cannabaceae. The record is from RefSeq and is a predicted model, not a curated record. The coding region runs from base 1 to 1212 and encodes 403 amino acids.